Messenger RNA from Populus nigra (black poplar), 1196 nucleotides. RefSeq names its product protein SOB FIVE-LIKE 5-like. The record is from RefSeq and is a predicted model, not a curated record. The coding region runs from base 102 to 836 and encodes 244 amino acids. Gene Ontology annotation, biological process: cytokinin biosynthetic process. NCBI's taxonomy places the organism in Eukaryota, Viridiplantae, Streptophyta, Magnoliopsida, Malpighiales, Salicaceae. The transcript is spliced from 3 exons.
GGGGGGGCGAAAGGAUAGGGCAAAGGACAAAAACAGUCUAGGAUUUGAAUGUGAUUCCUUUGGUUUUUUCUUAGUCCUGCUCUACUUUCUCUUCUAUUUAUAUGGAGAAGAACCAUCGAGUAAAGAGGGCAGAUUUGCAUGGUCAUUUACUGUUAGUAAUAAGUAGCCUUUGUAAGAAAUCCCAUUUGGGGUUUGGCUUCAAAAAGAGAGGACUGAUAAUGAACAUAUCAGCUUCUCAAUAUAGUGGUAGUGGGUGCGAAUCUGGUUGGACAUCAUACUUGUACCAAUCCUCUAUUUCAAAAAAUCAAUACCAGGGUUUCGGUGGAUUUGUUGAUGGGGAUUUUGCAAGAGUAGAGGAUGAACAAGAGGAGGAUUUGUCUAUGGUUUCUGAUGCAUCCUCUGGACCUCCUUAUUACUGUGAAGAUGACGAAUUCUGCUGUGAUAAACUAGCCAAGAAGAGCAAAAACAAAAAGAAGAGCAGAGAACAUGGUAGAAGCCAACAGUAUUCAUAUCUUGAUGACACUGCUAGCUCUCCUGCAUUGAGCAAGGCAAGUUGUUCAAAAGAAAUUAUAUAUAAUUUUCAUCUCUCACUUAUUAAUUUUGAAACACAUUCUUAUAUAUUUAGACAUGGCUUCUUGAUAUUCAUGCAGAAAGUGAAUAAUGAAUGUUCAACAGAGCAUGUCCCUGAAUUCUCCCAAGGUUUUUCUGCUACACAUUUUAAGGGGAAAUCUUCACUCAAGAAGCACCUUGGAUUCUUUAAAUCCUCGCAUGCUGAGAAGGCAGCUUCAAAAGAACCAGGUGGUUUUCAGGCAAGAAAAUGGAAUGACAAAUUGUAAUGAUGGGCAUCUUUUGUAUCUGCCAAUGCAGUUACUCUAGACUCCGGAGAGAGAAUUGGAAGAAGGGUGAAAGAAAAAAAGGUCAUUGGAUCUCAAAUGGAUUUUGUUCCUUUGUUUUUGUCCAAUUCUACUCCUUUUUACUAUUUGCUCCUGUCAAUGCAGUGGGAAACAAUAUUAGAACAUAAAAAAAUAAAUUAGUUAUCUGUCUUUAAGACACUUUUUCUUGUUCUUCUUUUGUCACUAUUGUAGUGAUCACAUAAGGAAACUAAUAGGUCUCCUGUGCAGUCUUGCCUCUGGCCUCCUGUACUUUUACGAAUGCAGAAUCAAAUUCAUCAGCUUGCUGAGAGGAAUUUAACAUAA